Molecule: messenger RNA, 1272 nt
Organism: Knipowitschia caucasica
Lineage: Eukaryota; Metazoa; Chordata; Actinopteri; Gobiiformes; Gobiidae
Source: the annotation of a GenBank genome assembly
AUGGAGCUGAGAGUGGGGAACAAGUAUCGGCUUGGCCGGAAGAUAGGAAGUGGCUCUUUUGGAGACAUUUAUCUUGGUGCCAACAUCGCCACCGGUGAAGAAGUCGCCAUCAAGCUGGAGUGUGUGAAGACCAAACAUCCGCAGUUACACAUUGAAAGCAAAUUCUAUAAGAUGAUGCAAGGAGGAGUGGGAAUUCCUUCGAUAAAGUGGUGCGGGGCUGAAGGAGACUACAAUGUGAUGGUGAUGGAGCUGCUGGGUCCGAGUCUCGAAGACCUGUUCAACUUUUGUUCCAGGAAGUUCAGCCUCAAGACCGUGCUGCUGUUGGCUGACCAGAUGAUAAGUCGGAUUGAGUACAUCCACUCCAAAAACUUCAUCCAUCGGGACGUAAAGCCGGAUAACUUCCUCAUGGGGCUUGGAAAGAAAGGAAACCUGGUUUAUAUUAUUGACUUUGGGUUGGCCAAGAAGUACCGUGAUGCAAGGACGCACCAGCACAUCCCAUACAGGGAGAACAAGAACUUGACCGGAACAGCUCGCUAUGCCUCCAUCAACACACAUUUAGGCAUCGAGCAGUCGCGGCGCGAUGACUUGGAGUCUCUGGGCUAUGUGCUCAUGUACUUCAAUCUGGGCUCGCUGCCAUGGCAAGGGCUCAAGGCUGCUACCAAGAGACAGAAGUACGAGCGAAUCAGCGAGAAGAAAAUGUCCACACCCAUCGAGGUCUUGUGCAAAGGAUACCCCUCUGAGUUUUCAACCUACCUGAACUUUUGCCGCUCACUUCGUUUUGAUGACAAGCCCGACUACUCGUACCUACGGCAACUUUUUAGAAACCUUUUUCACAGACAAGGUUUCUCUUAUGACUACGUUUUUGACUGGAACAUGCUCAAAUUUGGCGCAAGCCGAACAGCAGAAGACGGAGAGCGGGACAGGCGGACGGGAGAGGAGCGGGAUGAGCGCAUUGGGGGAGCCCCCAGAGGGUCUGCAGCCCGAGGCAUCCCUCCAGGUCCAAACCCCGGAGCUGCCAACAGAGUCCGGAACGGUCAGGAGCAAGCCAUGUCUAACCCUGCCUCCCGCGUCCAGCAGUCUGGGAACUCAUCACCACGUGCAAUUUCUCGUGCAGAGAGGGAGAGGAAGGUGAGCAUGCAAUCUCCACAUCACAGGUCAGCGUGCCGUUUGAUCACAUGGGAAAGUGAGGCCCUAAGACCACUGCUAACAUUCAGGGCUAAGAGAUCUGCUCUAGGCUCCAGUUUGUGUUUUUACCUUCCUCUGCAAGACUGA